Musa acuminata AAA Group (dessert banana) is the source of this 2710-nucleotide messenger RNA. Its product is annotated as DNA repair protein XRCC2 homolog. Gene Ontology annotation, molecular function: ATP binding; DNA binding; ATP-dependent DNA damage sensor activity. Lineage: Eukaryota; Viridiplantae; Streptophyta; Magnoliopsida; Zingiberales; Musaceae. Gene Ontology annotation, cellular component: replication fork; Rad51B-Rad51C-Rad51D-XRCC2 complex. Gene Ontology annotation, biological process: double-strand break repair via homologous recombination. The transcript has 10 exons. The coding region runs from base 85 to 1092 and encodes 335 amino acids. The record is from RefSeq and is a predicted model, not a curated record.
AAAGCUCUCGCUAACUGUCACGACGUCGACCCAAACGUCGACUCGUCCUCCCGCUCGUCGCUCCUCCGAACCCUAGCUAGAGGAAUGCCGGACGCAGACGACCCUCGAGCUUGGAUCCAUGGCGACGAGAGCGCGAAGGCCAUGCUCGCUAGGGUUCUCACGGAGCGCUCCUUCCUCCUCCUCCCGCCCCUCCACCGCCUCCCUCUCCGCGUCGGCAACGUCGUCGAGAUCGCCGGCCCCUCCCCCUCCGCCAAGUCCCAAGUCCUCCUCCAGGCUGCUGUACACUGUAUCCUACCCAGAGAAUGGAGGGGGCUCCGUUUCGGGGGAUUGGAACGCAUGGUGAUCUACUUCGAUCUAGAUUGCCGCUUCGAUGUGCUCCGCCUCUCCCAGAUCCUGAAGCACCGUAUAAAGGAGGUUCUCGGAUCUACCAACAAUUUUGGUCAUGGAGUACAAGAGGGCUCUCAAGAAUAUGAUGACGAAUUACUUUUAGCUUGCAUGAGGCGCUUCUUGUACAUCCGUUGUUACGAUAGCUAUGAAUUUAUAGCUGCUUUGAAGACCAUGCACUCACACGCUCAAACUGAAAGUGAAGCUCUUGGUGUUGGUAUCCAAUUCCUUAUGAUAGAUAGCAUUGGAGCUUUUUACUGGAUUGAUAGAGCUUCCCAGUCUUCACCUUAUGGUAAUUGUACGAGGAAAAUCAUGUCAUUUCAAAAUCUGGUGGAAUCUAUUGUUGAAGAAAUGCGUAAAUUUUUAGAGGUGCAACCUCUAUUGGUGUUGGCUUCCAAAUCAUGUAUAUUUUUUGCUGGAUCAUCAACAACUGAUGUACAAAGGACUCCUACAACAUGGUCUUCAGAGGAUAGAAACCAAUGGAGAACUUCAAACAAGCAAAUUGAGAAGUUCUUGUACCGUGAGUACAUGCCUUCGGCGUGGCAGGCAUUUGUUACCCACCGAAUACACUUGCAAGUUUCAGAUAAGUUUACUUAUGACAGAAAAUAUGGUACAAUGCCUAUAUAUAUGUCCGAGUGGGUGCAGCCUCCGCUGAAUGUAAAAGAUCAAUUUGCUGUUGGAGAUGGUGGCAUAUUUCUGAUUACCUGAAGCUACAUCAGGACAAGUAACCUAAGGGAUCAAUUCUCGCCCGACUUCCACCACGAUUGAAACUUGGUGAGCUGCAUUCUCUCUUUGCACAUUCUGUUGGAAUUUGAUGCAUCAGUGGCUGCUAAUGUCGUUUACUAGAAUAGACUGACAUCCAUUCACUGUUUAUUUUUCUAUACGCAUAUUAGGAAGAGCUUCACUGCACUUUCUGGUCUAAAAAUGUGACUUCAUUGAAUGUGUGCUUUCUAAUAACAUGUUGGCCUUUUGGAGCUCUCCAAACAAAAAAGUAUUGUUUUUUAAAACAAAAGGCUGUAUUAGAUAUAAAUUAAGAGUACAAAAUACCCAUAAGACCAUGGUAAGUCACCAUGCCAACUAUGAGUUACAAUGAGCCUGCUUGUUACAUUCUCUAGGCAAAAAACAUUUCACAACUGAUACUCUAUCAAAAAAUAGCCAACUGUCAUAGAGUGAGUAUAUUCCUAAAAAAUCCAUGGCAUGGCAUCAUAAUUGUUUAGGGCCUUCACCACCUGAAGGCAAUCUGAUCUGAUCCAGAUGCUAUGAAGCCCCUUGUCAGCUGCCAAAUGUAAUCCAUCCAACACUGCUUCGCUUUCAGCAGCCAUCUCCGAACUGGCUGAUGCACGAGAGCAUCCUGCAGCAAUUAUCUGUCCAUGCUCGACCUUAAUGACAACACCUAUACCUGCGAUAUCAGCAGCACUCACCCAUGAAGCAUCAGUCACAAUAGCAAACCCAAAGUUAGUUGGGUAGUAUGCUAAUUCUUGCUGCAUCCAGUCCUCUACAUCCCCCUAGGGUUGGUGUAUCAUAAUCAUUUCCUCAUUGAUUAGAGCACACACUCUAUGCCAUUAGAGAUCUUACCUAGGCCUAUGAUAAUCGUUGCGAUGGUUCCAAAGAGUCCAAAGCUAAGCAGGCAACACAAGAAAGAAGUCUCUAUCUGUUCCUUUCCAAGUUCAUCCCCCUCUUCCAACCGUCCGUUAUUUUUCCACUCAGAGAAUAACUCAUAGGUAAACUGGAUUUUCUGUUGAACAAACACCCAGUAUCAAUACGUGGAAUGAUCCCUACUUAUGUGGUACUCCUCUUCUCUUUCUGCUACAUUUGUAAAUUGUGAUGAAUACUGCAAUUUUGCUGAUUUGCUUUAUGCUAACAAAUGGAACAUAGAUUAUUUACUUGAAAGUUUUUCAUCCUAGCCUGAUUAAGAAGGUAGCUGUCAUCCAUGUGCCACUCUCCCCAGAAGAAAAUGUUUGGUGCUGGUCUCCCCAUCUGAAGGGGAUCAUGACUUGCCAGAAUCCAUAUAGUUCCCUCGUUAAAGAGCAGCCUUCAUGUGACAUUACUAGGGCCGACUGGAAAACAAUGUGGCUGGUUGCUAUGGUUCCAAAAGUCAAGACCUGAUAAAAUUAUAGCUUGAGGUAGAUUACCUAUUACCAAAUGGUUCUCAAGAUACUCUCUCGUGUAUUCGCUUCACACAUUCUGCACUGACUCAUGGUAGCAUGGGAGUACGAAGAAUCAUUUGCUGUACAAAGGCAUUUGAGCCUUUGCUUUAUCAUAGUGUCAGCGUGUCUGACUCAUUGAUACAGUUUGGAUUUACUAUAAUUCAAACUUUUUACCAUUA